Dujonia railenensis is the source of this 990-nucleotide messenger RNA. The record is from the annotation of a GenBank genome assembly. NCBI's taxonomy places the organism in Eukaryota, Fungi, Ascomycota, Pichiomycetes, Serinales, Debaryomycetaceae.
AUGCUAGUUUCUCGAUCAUUGGCUGCCUUGAACAGAAUUCCUAAUACCUUUAUUCGGUGUAUUUCUUCGACCCCACAUUUCAGAUCAUCGUAUGGCAAUAGUGGUGUUAACGCGGGCUCAGCGCAAAGCUUACCUCGCAGGACUUUAACUGAUAUCCAGCAAUUGUAUAGAUCUGGAACUCCCAUUUCAGUGGUAACUGCUCAUGACUACAUUACUGCUAAAUAUAGUGAAGCUGCGGGUAUCGACAUAGUGCUCGUUGGAGAUUCCCUUGCGAUGGUUGCAUUAGGGUAUGAAGAUACCAACGAAGUUCCCUUCGAUGAAUUCUUAUAUCACGUCAAAUCAGUGAGUCGUGGGAACAAGUCUUCGUUUUUGGUUGCUGAUGUCCCAUUUGGAUCAUUCGAAACAUCUCCUAAACAGGCAUUGGAAACUGCAAUCACAUUGGUGAAAGUUGGAAAGGCUCAGGCGGUCAAGAUGGAAUGCGGUAAGGAACAGUUAGAAUAUCUUCGUCAAAUAGUUGACAUGGGUAUCCCUGUAAUGGGGCAUGUGGGAGUUACCCCUCAACGUCAUAAUGCCUUGGGUGGCUUUAAAUUACAAGGAAAUUCUACGGAUAGAGCGGUAAGUAUUUUUGAGGAAUGCCUUCAGUUACAAGCGAACGGCGCCUUUGCCAUAGUGUUAGAGUGUAUUCCAAACAAGUUGGCCCAAUAUAUUACUGAAAAGUUGACUAUUCCGACCAUUGGGAUAGGUGCCGGCCCAUUCUGUUCUGGUCAAGUUUUGGUUGCAGCCGAUAUGUUGGGAAUGAACAAUCCAAAUAUUCAUAAAGCGAAGUUCGUUAAGCAAUAUGACCUACAAUUUGAAAGGUCUGUCAAUGCUUACAAGCAAUAUAUUGAAGAUCUUAAAUCGGCCGAGUACCCUUCAGCAGAGUUACAUGGUUAUAAAAUGAAAAGAGAUGUGCUCGAGCAGUUCAAACAAAAGGCAGAUCAAAUAAAUUGA